Molecule: messenger RNA, 1768 nt
Organism: Galendromus occidentalis (western predatory mite)
Lineage: Eukaryota; Metazoa; Arthropoda; Arachnida; Mesostigmata; Phytoseiidae
Gene: Prp19
Product: pre-mRNA processing factor 19
Exons: 4
Coding region: 151-1644 (497 amino acids)
Biological process (GO): protein ubiquitination; DNA repair; mRNA splicing, via spliceosome
Cellular component (GO): Prp19 complex; cytoplasm; U2-type catalytic step 1 spliceosome
Molecular function (GO): ubiquitin protein ligase activity; protein binding
Source: RefSeq, a predicted model, not a curated record
AAAUGUCCUAGACCCCCGUUUCUGAGUCUAGGCGCGUUGCUUGGAGCAUUGUUGUUCCGUAAAGAAAUUAAGGCUCAGAAACGGCCGUCAACGUUUCAAUUGCAAGCACAGAGACAGUGAUCCGUUCCCCCUCAGACACCGUCUGAUAAAAUGGCACUCGUGUGCGCGUUGAGCGACGAAGCUCCAGAAUGCCCCGUGAUCUCGCCGGUUUCGGGAGCGGUGUUCGAGAAGCGGCUUAUCCUGAAAUACCUUCAAGAUAAUGGCUGUGAUCCGAUCAAUCAGAAAGAGCUUUCGGCCGAGCAACUCAUCGAAAUCAAAACGCCGCCGCUCGUGAAGCCGAGACCACCAUCGCUCACGAGUAUCCCCGCUAUUCUCAAGGCGCUCCAGGACGAAUGGGACGCUGUAAUGCUGAACAGCUUCUCGCUGCGGCAACAGCUGCAUACCGCGCGUCAGGAGCUCUCGCACGCUCUGUACCAACACGAUGCAGCCUGCCGGGUGAUUGCGCGACUCACGAAGGAGGUUACCGCUGCUCGCGAAGCGCUCGCCACGCUCAAACCCCAAGCGGCCCACGCUGUCCACAUGGAGGUUCAAGAGUCUCCCACGUCUAAAGACGAGGUCAUCGGAAUGAGUCAGGAAGUUGUUCAGAAACUCACAGACCGUGCAACGCUGCUCACAGCCGAGCGUAAGAAACGCGGCCGGAACGUUCCCGAGGAACUCGCGAAGCCAGACGACAUCAAGAGCUACAAGACUGUUCAGUCUCAGACUUCGAUUCACGCCUCGUCAACUCCUGGAAUUCUGGCUCUCGACAUCAACCCGAAGGAUAGCUCCAAAUUCGUUACCGGCGGGAACGAUAAACAGGUGGUCAUCUUCAACAAGGACAGCGAGCAAAUCGUCACUGUGCUCAAAGGCCAUCAGAAGAAGGUCACCCAUGCCAUCUACCAUCCAGAUGGAGAGCACGUCAUCACAGCCAGUCCUGACACCACGGUCCGCCUUUGGCACAUUGGCACCUCUCAAACGAUUCAGCUCUUGCGCACUCACGAUGGUCCGGUGUCGGCGCUUUCGCUUCAUGCGACCGGAGAUUACGUGCUGACAACCGCCAACGACGACUACUGGGCCUUCAGCGACAUACGCACCGGGAAAAUUCUGGCUAAAGUCAAUGAUUCUCAGGCUGUGGAUAACCACACCCUCACGGCGGCUCAGUUCCAUCCCGACGGUCUUAUUUUCGGAACGGGAACUUCGGAUUCCCUGAUCAAGAUCUGGGAUCUGAAAGAGCGACAGAACGUCGCCUAUUUCCCCGGUCACAAUGGCCCCAUCACAGGUAUCGCUUUCUCGGAAAACGGCUAUUAUCUGGCCACGUCGGCUGAAGACUCCACCGUCAAGAUCUGGGAUCUGCGGAAGUUGAAAAACAUCAAGACGAUACAACUCGAAGACAAUUACGUCGUCAACGACCUCACUUUCGACCAGAGCGGUCAGUAUCUCGCUCUGGCAGGGAAAGACGUUCGAGUGUAUCUGAGCAAACAGUGGGAUCUCGUCGCCACUUUCCAGGACCAUACUGCCGAAGCCAUGGGUGUGAGAUUCGGACACCACGCCUCUUUCGUAGCUUCGGUCAGUCAAGAUCGAACAUUGAAAAUCUAUUCUGCUUAAACGCAUCGAUUGCCAGCAAAUCAGACACAGGCAUGAUUUCAAAUAUUCCCCAUGGAUACAUUUCUGUACAUUUCUGGAGAAAGUUUGGAGACACAAUAAUAAAACAGCGAUUCACUGACCCUGA